Molecule: messenger RNA, 3731 nt
Organism: Ailuropoda melanoleuca (giant panda)
Lineage: Eukaryota; Metazoa; Chordata; Mammalia; Carnivora; Ursidae
Gene: USP51
Product: ubiquitin specific peptidase 51
Exons: 3
Coding region: 975-3227 (750 amino acids)
Biological process (GO): protein deubiquitination
Molecular function (GO): cysteine-type deubiquitinase activity; zinc ion binding
Source: RefSeq, a predicted model, not a curated record
UCACACAGCUAGUGAGUGCCUGGGCUCUCCUAUCCGAGUCUAAAGCCCUUACUAAUGUUUCCUCUCACCACACUCCAGAAUAAUAUUCCUCCUUCCACCUAACUCCCAGAGAUCAGAUUUUGAUGGGUCCCUGAGGGAUUUGUGCCAGAGAGUUGCCAUCCUUGCAACCACCCAACCCCCACGCCAAUGAAUCUUUUCUGCGGAGUGCUGGCCUGGAGCCAGGUGAGACCAGAACCUCCAUUUCAGGGGCUUUCUCUAGAAUCUGUCGCUGUGGUUACCUCCAGUAGAAUCUGUUUCAGGAAGAGGUCUGACCAAGAAGGACAGCGGUGACAUUCAUCACUGCGGGAGAGCAAAAUCCGGGGCUGGGGGCCACACGUCGAGAGGGGAGGGGCCAGGGGGCGGCCCCCUUGUGACCAGCCCUGAGGAGAGGUCAGGAGAGAACGUUGGCUGAGGAGCGCCUAUACAGCGGCAGCGGCUGACGUUCUGUAUCACGCGCCUGUGGCCCAAGACAGGGGCGAUGAAUCCGUGGAGCGCGUGAGAAGGAGUCCGAAUUCUCGGAGGACUAGGGAAUGAAGGUAUUGAAGCAAGAAACGAAGUGUGAGAAGGAACACAAGCGCGCGAAAAGAGCGUGAGAGGGCGCAAGAGCUUGGCUGACCAAAAGUGCGCUUGGAGAAUAUAGGGAAAGAACGUCAGAGGAAGCUGUACCAAAGCGAGGCUGCGCAGGGCGCAGGAAAAGCAGUCAGAGGGUGGCGCCUUUUUUAAAGAAGAUUCCCUCUCCACCCUAAAUCUCAGGCCAUACCACACCCCACCCCCACGUUUUCCUCCCUCUGUCCGCCUCCUAUUCCCCCUCACCAGCCCCCCACUCCUGGCAGAUCGGAUCGCCUUUAAACCAGGUAACAGCCUUGGUCUCCACAGCAGCUCCAGGAGCUCCAGAGUAGGGGGGGUGGAGCCCGCAGCGGCCGCUGGCUGAGCUCAUGGUGGGAGGGGUCCCGGGGGCGCUAAUGGCGCACAGCGGCCAUGACGCUGGCCAGAUCAUUCACAGAAAUCCGUCUCAUUCCAUCUACAGUUGCAGCUCCAUUCCUGACGCCCUUCUCCUCAGGCGGGGCGGUGAGCUGAUGGCCCAAGUUCGGGAAACUUCCUUGCCCUCCGGCUCUUUGGUCCGCUGGAGCUCGGGAAGUGGGGGAGGAGCCUCUCCCGAGGAGGCGGCUGAAAAGGCGGGGGAAAUGGAGAAGGAGGCGGUGGGGGCGGCAAAGGCGUGUUCAGGCCUGGGAGCUGAGGAGAUGAAGCUGGACCCAUUACAAGAGCAUAAGCCUGCUCCUGAGAACUUGACGUGGAGUGACGGCGGCGGCGAUAAUAAGGUGCUCCCUUCAACCCCUCCUCGCUGUUACAGCAGCUCCUCGCCCCUUUGCCCGCGCCGCAAGCCCCGCCCUCGGCCCCAGCCCCGGGCCCGCUCGCGAGGGCCGCCUGGUCUCUCCGCCCCACCCCUGCCUCCAUCCCAUCCUUCCCCUCCGCCUCUGACCGGACCCCAGCCCUGGCGCAGACCGCGGCGUAGAUCCAGGCCGGCGUCUAGGCCCCAGAUGCUGCACAGCUGUUCUAGUGAAUUAGGUGGCUCUGGGGAUCGAGGUGGUUUAGGGGACUGGUUGCUGGAGGUGGAGUUUGAUCAGGGUCCUACAGGCUGCACGCACGUGGAGAGCUUUAAAGUGGCUAAGAACUGGCGGAAGAACCUGAGGUUGAUUUACCAGCGUUUCGUAUGGAGUGGGACCCCAGAAACUAGGAAACAUAAGGCAAAGUCGUGCAUCUGCCAUGUAUGUAGUACCCAUAUGAACAGACUCCACUCUUGUCUCGCCUGUGUCUUUUUUGGCUGCUUUACUGAGAAACAUAUUCAUAAACAUGCAGAAACAAAACAGCACAAUUUAGCCGUAGACCUCUAUCGUGGGGUUAUAUAUUGCUUUAUGUGUAAGGAUUAUGUAUAUGACAAAGACAUGGAACGAAUUGCCAAAGAAACAAAAGAGAAAAAUUUGAAAUUAACUUCCACCUCAACAGAUGUUUCUCAACAACAGUGUAUGACAUCAGGUGUUGAAGAGAGGCAUUCAACCUGUGAGUCAAAGGAACAAGAGCCAAAAUUGGUGAAACCCAAGAAAAAGAGGAGAAAAAAGUCAGUCUAUACCAUAGGCCUGAGAGGGCUAAUCAAUCUUGGGAACACAUGCUUUAUGAAUUGUAUUGUCCAGGCACUUACCCAUAUUCCUCUAUUGAAAGAUUUCUUUCUCUCUGACAAGCAUAAAUGUAUAAUGACAAGCCCCAGCUUGUGUCUUGUCUGUGAAAUGUCUUCUCUUUUUAAUGCUAUGUACUCUGGGAGCCGAACUCCUCACAUUCCCUAUAAGUUAUUGCAUCUAAUAUGGAUUCAUGCAGAACACUUAGCAGGGUACAGGCAGCAGGAUGCCCAUGAGUUCCUCAUUGCAAUAUUAGAUGUGCUGCAUAGACACAGCAAAGACGAUAGCAUUGGGCAGGAGGCCAAUAACCCCAACUGCUGUAACUGCAUCAUAGACCAAAUCUUUACAGGUGGCUUGCAAUCAGAUGUCACAUGUCAAGCUUGUCAUAGUGUCUCUACCACAAUAGACCCAUGCUGGGACAUCAGUUUGGACUUGCCUGGCUCUUGUGCCACAUUCAGUUCCCAGAGUCCAGAGAGAGCUGAUAGCACAGUGAGUAGGGAUGACCACAUACCAGGAAUCCCCUCACUCACAGACUGCCUACAGUGGUUUACAAGGCCAGAGUACCUAGGAAGCAAUUCCAAAAUCAAAUGCAGUAGUUGCCAAAGCUAUCAGGAAUCUAUCAAACAACUCACAAUGAAGAAAUUACCUGUUGUGGCCUGUUUUCAUCUCAAGCGAUUUGAGCAUGUAGGUAAACAGAGGCGGAAGAUUAAUACUUUUAUCUCCUUUCCCUUGGAGCUGGACAUGACUCCAUUUUUGGCCUCCACUAAGGAGAGCAGAAUGAAAGAAGGCCAGCCACAAACAGAUUGUACAUCCAACGAGAAUAAAUAUUCCUUGUUUGCAGUGAUUAAUCACCAUGGAACUUUGGAAAGUGGACACUACACCAGCUUUAUCCGGCAACAAAAGGACCAAUGGUUUAGCUGUGAUGAUGCCAUCAUCACCAAGGCUACCAUUGAGGACUUACUCUACAGUGAAGGGUAUUUACUGUUUUAUCACAAACAGGGUCUAGAGAAAGAUUAGUCUUGCAAGACCACUUACCAGAAAAAAGUGAAAGAAAGGAAUGUGCAAGGAUCCUGAAGUGACACACAAACCUACCUGGAAUAGACAAUGGUAAUGCCCAUAAAACAACAAGCACCUCUUGAAAUUUCACAAAAACCUACCUGGCAUGGACAAUGACAACAGCACCUGUAUGACAAGUAGCACCUUGAUAUGAAGAACCUAUUUUACCAUGGCUUAUGGAUCUGUAAGAGGGAAAAAAUACUUAGUAACCAUUUAGCCUUAAGAAAUGGGAGGAGGGAGGUUGAAAACGGUCACAUAAAGCAUAAUUAAAUGAACAGAAUGCUUUAGGUAGGAAGAGUGGGAAUGGAGCUGUUCUGCCAGUGCUAUAUGUCAUUUGUUUCUACAAAAAUACCAUGGGAAAUCAGGGAAUAUUCCUACAUUAACAAAAAGCUUCACAACUGGUGUUCUAGCUAUGGUUGGUUAGUCAAAUAGUUUGAAAAAAGAGUAUUGUAAAAGAGAUUUUAA